AUGGCCAACCCCAAAGUGUUUUUUGACAUGGAAGUUGGCGGUGAAGACGUGGGUCGCAUCGAGUUCGAGCUUCGUGCGGACGUUGUUCCCAAAACAGCCGAAAACUUCCGUGCUCUAUGUACGGGUGAACAAGGGUUUGGCUUUCAGGGCAGCUCAUUCCACCGUGUUAUUCCUGGUUUCAUGUGUCAGGGGGGCGACUUUACCAACCACAACGGAACGGGUGGAAAAUCAAUUUACGGCAACAAAUUUAACGACGAAAACUUCGAAUUAACACACGAAGGGAAGGGAAUUCUUUCGAUGGCCAACGCCGGUCCCAACACGAACGGAUCCCAGUUUUUUAUCUGCACUGACGAUACUCCAUGGUUAGAUGGCAAGCACGUUGUCUUCGGAAAGGUCACCGAAGGCCUCGACGUUGUCGACAAAGUCGAAUCUUUCGGAAGCCAAAGUGGAGCCACCUCAAAGAAGGUAAUCAUCAAGGAAUGUGGCGAGCUCUAA
Molecule: messenger RNA, 495 nt
Organism: Phaeodactylum tricornutum CCAP 1055/1
Lineage: Eukaryota; Bacillariophyta; Bacillariophyceae; Surirellales; Neidiaceae
Exons: 3
Coding region: 1-495 (164 amino acids)
Biological process (GO): protein folding; protein peptidyl-prolyl isomerization
Molecular function (GO): peptidyl-prolyl cis-trans isomerase activity
Source: RefSeq, a predicted model, not a curated record